Molecule: messenger RNA, 1305 nt
Organism: Henningerozyma blattae CBS 6284
Lineage: Eukaryota; Fungi; Ascomycota; Saccharomycetes; Saccharomycetales; Saccharomycetaceae
Gene: RPT5
Product: proteasome regulatory particle base subunit RPT5
Exons: 1
Coding region: 1-1305 (434 amino acids)
Biological process (GO): proteasome-mediated ubiquitin-dependent protein catabolic process
Cellular component (GO): proteasome regulatory particle, base subcomplex
Molecular function (GO): ATP hydrolysis activity; ATP binding; proteasome-activating activity
Source: RefSeq, a predicted model, not a curated record
AUGGCUACUUUAGAAGAACUAGACGCUCAAUCAUUACCAGGUGAUGAUGAGUUAGAUCAAGAGAUCUUGAACUUAAGUGCACAAGAUCUUCAUACCAGAACAAGAUUAUUAGAAAACGAAAUCAGGAUUUUUAGAUCUGAAUUACAAAGAUUAUCUCAUGAAAACACAGUGAUGGUUACAAAGAUUAAAGAAAAUAAAGAAAAGAUCAAAAACAAUAGACAAUUACCUUACUUGGUGGCUAAUGUUGUAGAAAUCAUGGAUAUGAAUGAAUUAGAUGAUAAAGAUAAUAAUGAAUCGACUACUCAGGGUGGUAAUGUUAAUUUAGACAAUACUGUUAAGGGUAAAGCUGCUGUUGUGAAAACAUCUUCUAGACAAACAGUAUUCUUACCAAUGGUGGGUCUUGUAGAUCCAAAUAAAUUAAAACCAAAUGAUUUAGUUGGUGUUAAUAAGGAUUCCUAUUUAGUUUUAGAUACUUUACCAUCCGAAUUCGAUUCUCGUGUCAAAGCUAUGGAAGUAGAUGAAAAACCUACUGAAAAUUAUUCCGAUGUGGGUGGGCUAGAUAAACAAAUUGAAGAACUAGUGGAAGCAAUCGUAUUACCAAUGAAACGUGCCGACAAAUUUAAAGAAUUAGGUAUUAGAGCUCCUAAGGGUGCAUUAAUGUAUGGUCCUCCAGGUACAGGUAAGACAUUAUUAGCUAGAGCAUGUGCCGCUCAAACUAAUGCCACUUUCUUAAAAUUGGCAGCCCCACAAUUAGUUCAAAUGUUCAUUGGUGAAGGUGCAAAAUUGGUUCGUGAUGCAUUUGCUUUGGCUAAAGAAAAAGCUCCUACUAUUAUAUUUAUCGAUGAAUUGGAUGCUAUUGGUACUAAGCGUUUUGAUUCAGAAAAAUCUGGUGAUAGAGAAGUUCAAAGAACAAUGUUAGAAUUAUUAAAUCAAUUGGAUGGGUUUGGUUCAGAUGAUCGUAUAAAAGUAUUAGCGGCAACAAAUAGAGUUGAUGUUUUAGAUCCUGCAUUAUUAAGAUCAGGUAGACUAGAUAGAAAAAUUGAAUUUCCACUUCCAACAGAAGAUGCAAGAGCACAAAUUUUACAAAUUCAUUCUAGAAAGAUGACAACCGAUGAUGAUAUUAAUUGGCAAGAAUUAGCAAGAUCCACUGAUGAAUUUAAUGGGGCUCAAUUGAAAGCAGUUACAGUGGAAGCUGGUAUGAUUGCCCUAAGGAAUGGUCAAUCAUCUGUUAAACAUGAAGAUUUUGUCGAGGCUAUUGGUGAAGUUCAAGCCAGAAAAUCAAAGUCUGUGUCGUUCUAUGCAUAA